This is a messenger RNA of Conger conger (European conger), 1580 nucleotides long. Its product is annotated as ankyrin repeat and SOCS box protein 5-like. NCBI's taxonomy places the organism in Eukaryota, Metazoa, Chordata, Actinopteri, Anguilliformes, Congridae. Gene Ontology annotation, molecular function: protein binding. Gene Ontology annotation, biological process: protein ubiquitination; intracellular signal transduction; positive regulation of protein catabolic process. The record is from RefSeq and is a predicted model, not a curated record. The coding region runs from base 221 to 1084 and encodes 287 amino acids. The transcript is spliced from 8 exons.
CAACAGCAGCUCUGUGUACUGUAUCAACAAUACAGUCAGCCAAUCAGGAAACACCCAGCUCCACUCUUACACAUGAUUAAGCAAGGGCUUGUUCAAAAUAUGUCUGAAGGGCCAGCCACAGAAAGCUGUGAGGUAGAAAAGACAUCAAGGAAGCGAGGCCUUGAAAAAACAAAGGAUUUUCCUUCAAAAAAGAAAUCUUGGGGUAUCUUAACUAGUCAAGAUGAUUCAAGUGGAGGAUGAUGAUAAAACGGUCUGGAACGCUUCAGCGGUUAUUCUGGAUAUUGACUCAGGGUCAUGGGCAGACCGGUCCCCGCUUCACGAGGCCGCGGGGCGAGGCCGGCUCCUCACUCUGAGGAACCUGAUCUCUCAGGGGUACAAUGUGGACGUGCGGACCAUUGACCAUGUCACUCCCCUACAUGAGGCCUGUCUGGGGGACCAUGUGGCCUGUGCCAGGGCACUCAUCGAUGCUGGGGCAAAUGUUAACGCCACCACCAUCGAUGGCGUGACUCCUCUGUUCAACGCCUGCCUGGUAGGCAGUGCCACAUGCACUGAGAUACUCCUGGAGAACGGAGCCAAUCCCCAAACUGCCAUAUGUCAGCCGUCACCCAUUCACGAAGCCAGCAGCAAAGGUAAAAGUGCCUGCGUUGAGGCUCUCAUCACAUGGGGGGCUGAUGUGGACUAUGACAUUCCUCACCUGGGAACACCCCUGUUCAUUGCCUGUACGUCCAAACAACUGCACUGCACUCGGAAGCUGCUGGAUAAAGGGGCAAACGUGCAGAAGGGCCGGUUUCUGGAGACUCCGCUGCAUGCCGCGGCUGCACAGGACUGCACGGACGUUGUGAAAGCGCUGCUGGAGUACGGGGCCGACGUCAACGCCAGGAAUCUGGAGCUAAAGAGACCGGUGGAAUCGGCUCCACCCAGCAGCCUAGCGGAGGGUUUCCUCCUGCUUUACGAAGCCAUGCCCCGCCAACUUAGCCAGCUGUGCCGGCUCAGCAUCAGAGACUGCCUCGGCCAGUCCAGACUCCACCUCAUUCCACAACUUCAGCUGCCCACCCGCCUGAUGAACUUCCUGCAGUACAGAUAGAACAGCCACACACAGGACAAACUGCAUUACCUGCACUCAAACUUUCCUUUAACAGCCUGCAACACACACAAAAUAUCAGUCUGUGUGGGUACACCCAAGCACCCAUUGUGUAGUCACAGGCCAUAUGUGCAGAAAUUAAAUUCGUUUUAUACAUUGUGACUGACUAUGUUUCCUGUUUUAUGUACAUAGACCUCUUAAAUUAAAUAUUAUUAUAUAUACACACUGAAUAUCCUCAGACAAGUUUAAUAUUCUGAAUUACAAUUCAAUUUCCUGUUAAUGGUCACCCGUUCUUACAUUUUUAAUUUUGAUUUAUUUUGUGAGGUAGCAAUUAGUCAUGUUCUCUGUUGCUUUCGGAUAUUGUAGUAUUGUGAACAGUAGGGUAUAAUGAAUUACGCUACGGUAUUGUACUAUUGAUUACGUGUCUAUUUUGGUGGAGCUUGUCAUUUUCGCUAUGCACUGUGUUUGUACCUAUAUCGUUUCUCCUGAAUAAUGUGAA